Messenger RNA from Prorocentrum cordatum, 780 nucleotides. Lineage: Eukaryota; Dinophyceae; Prorocentrales; Prorocentraceae. The record is from the annotation of a GenBank genome assembly.
AUGCUAGCCCUCGGCUACCUCGAUGCGGCCUGGCUGACGCUGCUGAACUUCGUGUUCUACUGCUGCCCGUCGGAGCUGCUGCGCGUGCGCUGCCGCGACCUGGUGGCGCCGCCCCGCGGGGGCUCCGCCGCCCUUCGGAAGUGGGGCGUGCUCCUCAGCCCGAUCGAAGGCGGCGCCCCGAGCAAGACCGCCGUGUUCGAAGAGAGCCUGCUUCGUGACAAUGCGGAGUUCCUGUGGGUCAGCCAGGUCCUCGAGGCGAUCACGGCCCGCGGCAGUCCAGAGGACUUCGUCGUCGGGUUCACCUACCCGCAGUGGUGCGGCCACUUCCAGCAGGCGGUCAACGCGCUGCCGAUCGAUGCCCUGCGGCCCAUAUCCUUGUACCACUUGGGACACGGCGGCGCUGGCCGCGAGAUCCUCGGUGGCGGGGGCGACAUCGAAGGGGUGAAGAAGCGGGGUCGAUGGCAGUCGGACUCGCCCUUCCACCAGCACGUCAAGGCCGGCCGCUUCAACGAGCAGUUGCAGCGGCUAGACGAUCGCGCUCAGGAGGCGGCCGCGCGGCGCGCCGACCGUUUAUCAUCGAUGAUCCUCGUGCCAUCCCGAGCUUGCUCGCUACUCCGUGAGGUGGAUUUGGAUUGGAGCUCUUUGCUAGGCAGGCCUGGUGGUCAGCCGCAUGGCGAUCUGCGCCUGGUCUACGCCGAUGGAGGUCUCGACAGUGCCCAGGUGGUGCCCCUGGACUGCCCGACCGCGCGUUGUCCAGGAUCCAGGAGGCCAGCGAGCUGA